GCAAUAUAGCCAGGGGGUUGUAACAAUACAUCGACAUACUUAAUUAACUCAAAGCCCGUGGUCAACACACGUUGAUAUUAAAACAAUUAACUAUUGCUUCCGACAGACAGUUUGCCUUCUGACCCAAAUCGUCUUCCGUAGCCUUCGCUAAAAAGUUCUCGUUUACGCACGCGCCGUGAGUCAGUGUGAGAAAAUGGCAGACGUCUCUUUGGAUGAAGUGAUACGACAGCGCGGUAUUAAUCUCAAGGCACCAGCUAAACGACCCAUGUUCGGACGGGGUGCCGGAGUGCUUAAAGAAACUCCCGCUUCUUUCAGACCCAUGUUCGGACGGGGUGCAGGAGUUGGCAAGAGUUUUGACGCUCGGCAAAAGAUUGGGGCCAAUGAUGUCAGACAGCGGCUUGGAGCAGGUUUUCAAGUAAAAGAUGCCAGAGAGAAGCUGGGUCAGAAGGAUGCUCGCUUUAAAAUCCGGGGCAGGGGUGGAGCAGGUGGAGUGCAGGAUGCUCGCCAGAUGAUCAACUCACGCAAGCAGGGGCAGAAUCAAUUCAGCCUCCCUGCGCAGACCACGCAAAAGAUGGCAGCGACACACCAUCUGCAGAGCCAGACACUUGUGCCACAGAUACAGAUACACGCCAGCAACAAUCUUGCCAGUGUGAACUCAAGGCAGUUUAACUCUAAUGUACAAGGACUGAGUGCGAGGGGCGGCGCAGUGCCACAUCCAAGCAAUAAUAGGAGAAUGAUGGAUGCUCGUGACAGGCUGAGCCUCAAGAGGAGCAUUGGAGGGACACAGACACAGUCAGCUGUUGCACCACCUCUAAAAAUAACCAAGACCAUCCAGCAACGUCCAGGAGCACUAGGGAUGUCAACUGGAAUACGUGGAACCCCAAUGCUUCUCUCAAAUGAGCAUGAUGGCGCCCACAGUAAUCACAUAAAGACGGCUAAUAACAUGCUACAGUCACGGCCUGGUUCAGUGGGCUCCACAUUCUCUAUGUCAGGCCCAAUCACCAAGGUGGUUAAAAAUGAUACCUACACGGCCCCACGUCCUCCUGUCCCCGUGGCCCCCACCCGGCCCAAUACCAGCAUGGCUUCUACCCGGUCCUCCGCUGCAGCCUUACAACCGGUCUCCAGGACUCUCCAGCAACGCACAGCAGAAACCAGCACAGCAGCUCCUCCUCCCCUUCAGCCUACUUUCAGUCCCUUGGAGGGGACCAAAAUAACAGUGAACAACCUGCACCCCCGAGUCACUGAGGAGGACAUAGUUGAACUGUUCUGUGUGUGCGGGGCCUUGAAGCGAGCACGGCUUGUGAAGGUGGGCGUGGCUGAAGUAGUGUUUGUGCGUAAAGAGGACGCCGUGAGCGCAUACACGAAGUACAACAAUCGCUGCCUGGACGGGCAACCCAUGAAGUGUAACCUUCAUAUUCAGGGAAAUGUCAUCACUUCGGAUCAGCCCAUUCUAUUGAGGCUCAGUGACACUCCAGGCGCUAGCAGCGGCACAAAGAAAGACGGUCUGCCCCCCUCCUUGUCUCGCCCCCUCGGUCAGCGAGCCUCCUCUCAGCCCACUCCAGAAGUGGACCCUCAGACCAUCCUCAAAGCUUUGUUCAAGUCCACCACACAGUCCACCUCCACCACUGAGCCCCCCAGCUCACAGGCCACUGCCUUUAGCAUCAAGAUUUAGCUUGUGUCUCGUGUGAAUACACUGUCGUCUGUUUAUAAACAUAUUGCUACAUUCUCCGUGUUCACAUGCAAACUGCGGUUUUUCAUCUUGACACCAGGCAGCCCACGUUCUCUCAUAAGAAACCGAUUUUUACACAUUUGAUAUACAUGACUUCUCUGAAGAGGAAAUUCGUGAAUACGCAAAAUCGUGUUCUCGGUUUUAUGGCAUCCAAUUGUUAACCUAUUUGUUCCUGAUAUGGACUAGUGGAAGGAAAUGUGAUGUGAUUUGUUGUUUUAAUCUAAUGUGGUGGCGGAUGCCAAAUCAAACUGGAUGUGUAGGGUUUUCUUUAAAUCUGUCAAUUCAAUAACAGCCCAUUUGGAUAUGUUGGGUUUUAUUUUUUUAAUACUCCAGUUUAUCUCUACCCAUCCUUGUGUCCCCCUUCAAAAAAAUGGGCAUGGAAAAGAAUCUUAGAAAAGGAAUUGACACACAAUGAGAAGCGUUGUCAUUAUUGAGAGAAACAUUUUGUUUAAGGCUCUGUAUUACCACCCAGAUGUGUGCUGUUAUGUUGCAUGUGCCUCUUUUUUCGCAUUUUUUUUUUGUGUGACCAUAGAAAUAAAUUAGAAUAUAGACCAAACUAAAAGUAGAAGAAUCGGGUAAGGCAGGAUAAUGAAGCUAUUCUACGUAACUUCAACCUGAAAAGAGGUCUUUCUCGCCAAAAUGGCCAAAAACACUUGGGUGAGUAAACCGGGGACUGACCGCAACUAUAAUGCCACAUUUUCAAUGUCAAAUUAUGUUGAUAUUUAGUUUUUACCAUCCUUUUGGCAACCAGAUUCUUGUGUGCGCUAUAUGCGACUGGUUUUACUUGGUUGGUUGACUUUAAAGCAGUACAUGUGUAAUUCUUCCCUAGUAUACAUUGCACCUGAUUUAUGUUCAAAGACUGUAAAUUACUUUCUGUUGCUUUCUGAAUCAGUCAAGAGACUAGAGAGGUCAGAGCUGUCUGUGAAAUGUCGCCAUUAAAUAUUUAGCUUUGUA
Molecule: messenger RNA, 2683 nt
Organism: Cyclopterus lumpus (lumpfish)
Lineage: Eukaryota; Metazoa; Chordata; Actinopteri; Perciformes; Cyclopteridae
Gene: poldip3
Product: polymerase (DNA-directed), delta interacting protein 3
Exons: 10
Coding region: 194-1672 (492 amino acids)
Biological process (GO): mRNA export from nucleus
Cellular component (GO): nucleus
Molecular function (GO): mRNA binding
Source: RefSeq, a predicted model, not a curated record